Symbiodinium sp. CCMP2592 is the source of this 3003-nucleotide messenger RNA. NCBI's taxonomy places the organism in Eukaryota, Dinophyceae, Suessiales, Symbiodiniaceae. The record is from the annotation of a GenBank genome assembly.
AUGGACCCCCCUGGCUUGGCGGAACUCGCCAGCCCCUGGCAUCCGUGGCGGUUCCAUCUUCCGGACCUCUCGCCGAAUGGGCCGGAGGUCAAUCCUAUGGCGCCGCGUCCGCCGGCUCCUUUUGCUGAGGCCCGGGCUCGUCUCGCUCAGGUGCCUGCCGUAGGCGUUGUGGGAGCGCCUGUGGGAGGCCGCGAUCUGGGAGAGGUCAAUGUGCCUCGCGUGCCCAUAGGCGGCCCCGAGAUCGCGCGACCCGAGGAGCUAGGCGAAACCGCAGGCUCCUCCUCGGAGACCAGCACUGCCUGCACGGCGCUCUUCAAGGAGGAUUCCGGCGAGUUGGACCCGUCGGAGGAGCCUGUCCCGCCGACCACGAUCAUGAUGCGAAACAUCCCCAGCGAGUUCAGCGGAUAUAUGCUUCUGCAGCUGCUGAACAAGCACGGCUUUAAGGGGAGCUACGACCUGGUUUAUCUUCCGAUGGACUACCACAACAAGGUUGGCUUUGGCUACGCCUUCAUCAACUUUGUGGACGCCACUCAGGCGGAAAGGUUCCGGUACGCCUUUGAGGGCUUCCAUGACUGGGGCGUGGUGAGCGAGAAGGUGCGCUGGUUGCCUGCGGGUGACUGGGUGAAAGAUCACUUGACCAAGUAUGCGGACGAUUCGCACCUCCGCUGGCGUUUUCAAUCCUUUGAGCAGUUCGAGGCCAUCAUGCAAGAAGUUUGCCAAGUGUUUGUCUGCUUCCGUAAGUUUCACAUGAAGAUCAAUCUUGAGAAAAGUAAGGCCAUCCUCAAAAUGGUGGGCACCCUCAAACACAAGGUUCGCAAGGACUUCAUCCGGAAAACCAAUGCAGGCCAUCGACUAUUGCUCUCUCCCAGGAAUCCAGACAAGUGGCUGACCCUGGUGCAAAGCACGGAGUACCUAGGCGCCAUCGUGUCAUAUCAGCAAUUUGAGCUUCAAACAUUACGACAUCGCAUUUCGAAGGCCAACGCACGAAGAUGGGCACUGGCUUCUUUUCUGCACUCUCGCAGGAUAUCGGUCAAGCUUAAACUUCGCAUCUGGCAAAGCAGUGUUUUGUCUUCGCUCUUGUACGGAUUGAGCACAUGUGGGCUCACCGGAGGACAAGUGGAGGACAUCCAGCGGGUCAUCAUGAAACAUGUUCGGGCCAUCAUUUCGAACCAGGCGCAUCUCACAGGGGACAAACAUGAAGUCAUUAUCCGAAGAUAUCACAUUCCGUUGGCAGCCGAUCUCCUGCAAGCUGAACUUGACAGAGCCGGAGCGGCUCAAGCACAACAUGCAGAUUGGAUGUACGAGGCAGAGUGGCAAAUGCAUCUUCAGAGCAGGCUUCAGACCAUCACAGCUCCACCUUCUCAGGACACAGAGACGGCUACCUGGGCGUGCCCGGCGUGUGAGAGUAUCUUCAACACCCAAUCUGCCCUCAAAUGGCAUGCCAGGCGAAUGCAUGGCAUUGUGGAUGAGCGGGCGACGUUUGAUAAAACUCUUCACUCGGUACGAGGCCUUCCUAUCUGUCGGUUCUGUGAGAAGAAGUUCAGUAGAUGGCAAACCUUGGCGGAUCACAUCACCAAAAGAAGGAGUGCGGAGCCAGUGUCGGCAUUCGACGAGCUGGAGGACUUCUUUGGGGAGGUGAAAGCAGAGGGUCAAGCGACCAACAAACGAAGGAAGCCGGAGCCCGACAGGUCAUACAGACCGACAGGACAGCUGGGCCGAGCAGAUCCAUUAGUUCUUUCUUUGGCGCGGGCUGUGGUCCGUCAAGAGGAGGAACUGAAAGUGCUCAAGCAGGAUCAUUCGAUAGUGAUGUGGCUACGCCCAGGGGAAUACGGCAUCCUCCACCACCUUUAUGUGACGGCCAAAGCCUUCAAGCAGAAGCAACAGGUCCGGGUCAACAAGGUUCUAGCAGACGAAACCUUGCAGAAGAAGGCAGCAGACAUGGGUUGGCGAGAUCCAGCCACGGGUUGGAGGAACCCACUGACGGAUCAGCAGGUGCUCCAGGCCUUCAAGAUGCUGUACACGUCCCUGGACCAGGACACGGUUACCAGGUUCUCAUGCACAAGGAAGGUUACCGAAACGAUGGCGAACCAAGCUACAUUCCUUAUGGACAUCUCGGUUCGCACACCGGCGGCCAUGGAAGCUUGGAAAACCAUGCACAUGCUUCAGGGCUGCUCUGUUCUGCAGCUCGGCGGGAUGGCGUACCGAAGGGACACGUUGAAGUGCAGCCCUCUGGUGGAGAAGAUCAAGGUGCUCUGCUGGCUCCUUCAUCGAGAUCCUGAUCGACUUGCCUCUCUGGGGCGAUGUGCUCAGUUCCUCAAUGGCUUGAAGAAUGGCUCCUUUGAAAAGUCGCAUAACUUGUUGAACAACUUCCUCUGGAGGCUCCUGCUACGUGGAUGGACCGAUGUUCAGAGGCAGCAUGAUGUCAUUGAGUUCGCGGCUCACAUUAACAACAAACAUGAACUUCAGCUGUUUCAAGGACAAUGGGAGACGCGGAAAGUUUUUGAAGGGGUACCCAGUGCCAUUGAAAUGGGGCUCACGACUCAGCCUCUUCAGCUAUACAUGCCGGAACUACCUCCUGGCCUCGAUGCUCCUCUCAGUAUUCAAAGGCUCAUGGACCACUGGAUGCAUCAUGAUGGGGUUUCAGCAUUUACUGUGGCGCCCUCAAUCCUCCUUCUACAGAUUGAUCGCUUUCAAAAUGUUCGAGGGCGUAUCUCGAAACGCAUGGAGGCUGUCAACAUUGGGGGCAAACUGAGAGUGCCUCUCUUCACAGGCAUCGGUAUGGGUAUCCGCAUCAUACCGUAUCGACUGACUGCGUACAUCACUCACUUUGGGAUGCACCCACAAUCAGGGCACAAUGUUUGCACUCUGGUGCAGGAGGCAGUGCACUGGCGAUGUGACGAUGAGCGGACAGCUGUACAGGGGAAUGCGCUGAGCUUUGAACAUGCUUCCAAUGUCUAUAUGCUCAUCUACGAACAGACUGAUGUUUCUUCGCAUGACGUGUGA